AUGUUGAUCGAAUCUUAUGUAGCUUGUCGUAGAUUUGAGAUCAAGUCAGUUUAUGUAAGAAACGUCCGAACGACAAUGGCUUCUUCUGAAAUAAGGGAAGCAUUCAAGAAAUUUGGUAAACUCAGGCCUGAUGGUGUGGCCAUAUGGACCCGAAAGGACAUAGAUGUAUGCUAUGCUUUUGUCGAAUUUGAAGAUAUCUCAGGAGUGCAGAAUGCUAUCAAGGAGGGCAAAGUCUUUUGGGUCGUGGGUCUGGACAAGUCGAACAUUAUUACAACAGAGCUAGGGUUAAUAGUAAUGGUUUCCAUAGGCAACUUCCUGCUAGAAACUGUUGGGUUCGUCUGUACCAUACGGGUUAUA
Messenger RNA from Striga asiatica, 357 nucleotides. The record is from the annotation of a GenBank genome assembly. Lineage: Eukaryota; Viridiplantae; Streptophyta; Magnoliopsida; Lamiales; Orobanchaceae.